Messenger RNA from Pimephales promelas (fathead minnow), 3327 nucleotides. The record is from RefSeq and is a predicted model, not a curated record. NCBI's taxonomy places the organism in Eukaryota, Metazoa, Chordata, Actinopteri, Cypriniformes, Leuciscidae.
AUGGCGCCCGCCGAUGACGUCACGAUCCCGGGAGAAAAUCGCCCGUAUCUCCGCGACGCGAAGGCCCAGAGAGCUCAAAUUUGGGUGGCGAGGUCCCACGGGGGCCCUCGCUCGAACCAGGGCGGCGGCGGGCCCCGGGGACGCCCCCUACCGGAUCGCCGUUCGCCGGGACCCCCGACUUUGAACGGCUAUAACUCGGGGACCCGGGCGAGACCCCGGGGGGGCCACCUGGCCGUGCCCGAGGACGGUGCACCUCCCUGGGUGUGCCGUCAGAGCCUCCGGGGCCCCCGGAAGUCCCCGCCCACUGCACGUUUUCGGACUUUGAGGGAUUUUCGGGCCCCGAAUUCGAACGCCCGUAGCUCGGGGACCCGGGGGCCCAGAGACACCGGACUCGGGUCAAGUGUGGCGUCCCGGCGGGCCCCUCGCAAAGAGCCCGCCCCCGAGCCCCGGGGCCCCCGGGUCCCGGAGAAAAGGGGCCCGACGUGUCGGGGGGGCGCCUGGGAAGGAAAGGUCCCAGGGGCCCGGGGGAGGCGGGGUCCGAGAGGGCCCGUGGGGAGCCCCCGACACCCGAAAGGGCGAGCCGCUGGGACCUCCCCUCUCCGAGAUACGGGCCGUUUUCUCCGAAAGUCGCCCGCGCGUAACGGGGCCCAUCUCGGGACCGGGAGGUCCCAGCGGCUCGCGGCGGCGGGUGCGGGGCCCGCUCUCGGGGACCUUGCUCCUCCCGCCGUCCCGGGCCACGGGGACCUUCCGGUCCCGAGAUACGGCCACUUCCUGUCCAGCUUUGACCGGAGAGUCAAUGUUAGUCGCGCAGUUUACCCGACUCUGGGAACCGGGGCUUUGGGCUUGGGGGAGACCCACCGCUCGCCCCCUAACACGUCGGGGGGGACCAGGGGGCACCCGCCUGGACCCCCUCAGCCCCACUUCGGAGAACCAGAACGCUGGCCAGGGACCCCCACGGCGGUUGAAGAGAUCCCCCUGUGCCCAGAGCAUGGAGCCCCAACUCGGCUUUCCACACCACUCACACCGGUUCCUGCCUACCUUAAGAGAGUCAAAGUUACUCCCGCAGUUUACCCGACUCUGGGAACCGGGGCUUUGGGCUUGGGGGAGACCCACCGCUCGCCCCCUAACACGUCGGGGGGACCAGGGGGCACCCGCCUGGACCACCUCCUGCCCGACUCGGAGAACCAGAGCUCUCGGCAGGGACCCCCACCGCCGUACCCCCUCCUGCCCGACUCGGAGAACCAGAGCCCUGGGCAGGGACCCCCACCGCCGUACCCCCUCCUGCCCGACUCGGAGAACCAGAGCCCUGGGCAGGGACCCCCACCGCCGUACCCCCUCCUGCCCGACUCGGAGAACCAGAGCCCUGGGCAGGGACCCCCACGGCGGUUGAAGUUUGAACUUCUACCCGAGCGUGGAGCCCCAACUCGGCUUUCCACACCACUCACACCGGUUCCUGCCUACCUUAAGAGAGUCAAAGUUACUCCCGCAGUUUACCCGACUCUGGGAACCGGGGCUUUGGGCUUGGGGGAGACCCACCGCUCGCCCCCUAACACGUCGGGGGGACCAGGGGGCACCCGCCUGGACCACCUCCUGCCCGACUCGGAGAACCAGAGCUCUGGCCAGGGGACCCCCACGGCGGUUGAAGAGAUCCACCUGUGCCCAGAACAUGGAGCCCCAACUCGGCUUUCCACACCACUCACACCGGUUCCUGCCUACCUUAAGAGAGUCAAAGUUACUCCCGCAGUUUACCCGACUCUGGGAACCGGGGCUUUGGGCUUGGGGGAGACCCACCGCUUGCCCCCUAACACGUCGGGGGGACCAGGGGGCACCCGCCUGGACCACCUCCUGCCCGACUCGGAGAACCAGAGCCCUGGGCAGGGACCCCCAUCGCCGUACCCCCUCCUGCCCGACUCGGAGAACCAGAGCCCUGGGCAGGGACCCCCACCGCCGUACCCCCUCCUGCCCGACUCGGAGAACCAGAGCCCUGGGCAGGGACCCCCACCGCCGUACACCCUCCUGCCCGACUCGGAGAACCAGAGCCCUGGGCAGGGACCCCCACCGCCGUACACCCCUCUGCCCGACUCGGAGAACCAGAGCCCUGGGCAGGGACCCCCACCGCCGUACACCCCUCUGCCCGACUCGGAGAACCAGAGCUACAGCAAAGCCCUGGCCUCCACCCUCACCCGAGCACCGGCCGAACCCGGGGGUCCCACACUUAAGCCCGGGGCCGAGUGCCUCCGGCCUCUGCCCGACUCGGAGAUCCAGAGCUCCGGGCAGGGACCCCCACGGCGGUCCACCCUCCGUCCCACUUCGGAGAACCAGAGCUCCGGGCAUGGACCCCCACCGCGGUCCACCCUCCGCCCCACUUCGGAGAACCAGAGCUCCGGGCAUGGACCCCCACCGCGGUCCACCCUCCGCCCCACUUCGGAGAACCAGAGCUCCUGCACAGCUCUGGCCUACACCCUCACCAGCCCACCGGCCGAACCCGGGGGUCCCACACUUAAGCCCGGGGCCGAGUGCCUCCGGCCUCUGCCCGACUCGGAGAUCCAGAGCUCCGGGCAGGGACCCCCACGGCGGUCCACCCUCCGUCCCACUUCGGAGAACCAGAGCUCCGGGCAUGGACCCCCACCGCGGUCCACCCUCCGUCCCACUUCGGAGAACCAGAGCUCCGGCUCAGAUCCGGCCUCGGCCCGCUCCGGCGCACCGGCCGGACCCGUGGGUCCCACGCUUAAGCCCGGGGCGUUACUGUCCCGGCCGACCCGCGCCUCCAGAGAACCGCGCCACUGUGCCAGACUAGAGUCAAGCUCAACAGGGUCUUCUUUCCCCGCUGAUUCUGCCAAGCCCGUUCCCUUGGCUGUGGUUUCGCUAGAUAGCAGUUCUAAGCCGGCUGCUAGGCGCCGGCCGAGGCAGCGCGCCGGGUGGCCCCCGCCCAGACGCCCCCCCGCGAGGAGAGACGCCCGGACGGAGGUCCCGACGCGAGCCGUAGCUGCGGAGAUCCGCGAGAAGGGCCCGGCGCACGUCCAGAGUCGCCGCCGCGCACCGCGGCGCGUCCCCCCCGGAGAGCCCGCCUCGGCGCCGGCGAGACCGGGGACCCGGCCCCCCGCCCGACCGCCCGCGCCGGCCCCCCGCGAAGGAGACCGGCGAAGCGGGACGGGUGGAGGGGGACCGAGCACACCCGGCCCCGGCCGACGCCUCGGACGGGAACGGGAAGGGGCGCCGCGGGUCGGCCGCUCCCCCAGCCGCGGCUCGGGCCCAGCCCCGCUUCGCACCUCAGCCCGACCGGCCCAGCCCUUAGAGCCAAUCCUUAUCCCGAAGUUACGGAUCUGA